This is a messenger RNA of Polyodon spathula (Mississippi paddlefish), 1782 nucleotides long. Its product is annotated as interferon-induced protein with tetratricopeptide repeats 1-like. The transcript has 2 exons. Bases 1 to 1470 code for a protein of 489 amino acids. NCBI's taxonomy places the organism in Eukaryota, Metazoa, Chordata, Actinopteri, Acipenseriformes, Polyodontidae. The record is from RefSeq and is a predicted model, not a curated record. Gene Ontology annotation, cellular component: cytosol. Gene Ontology annotation, biological process: defense response to virus. Gene Ontology annotation, molecular function: protein binding.
AUGGCGGAAUUGGGAUUCCCGGGACUCUCAGAAAAUACCCUGCAUGACAAAUUGCUUCAACUAGAGUGUCACUUCACAUGGGAUUUGAAAAAAGAAGAAAUUAAGAUUAACGAUUUGGAAAUCACAAUUCCUGAAAAUAUACAAUUCUCCGUGGAAAAAUAUAAGGGAAAACUCUACAAUUACCUUGCUUAUGUGAAGCACCUGAAAGGUUUUAAUGAAGAAGCCCUGAAAUAUCUAGAACAAGCUGAAGAGAUAACAAAGAAGGACCAUGAAGAUGAAUUUGAGAAGCUGGUCAUUGUUACUUAUGGAAACUUUGCUUGGGUGCACUAUCACAUGGGUGAGCUCACCAAAGCCCAGAGCUACCUGGAGAAGCUGGAAGACAUUUGCAAGACGUUCCCCACAGCCUCCCGCUACAGUGUCCUUCUUCCUAUUGUGUACGCGGAGAAGGGAUGGUCCUUUUUGAAGGUCUGUGAUGAGAAACAUUAUAAGAUAGCAAAAGAAUGUUUUGAAAGGGCUCUUGAAGAAGAGCCAGAUGAGAAGGAGUGGAAUGCUGAUUAUGCCAUUGUGCUGUACCGCCUUGAAACGUUUGGACCUUCAGUUUGUGCUGAAGACUCAGUUGCACUAAAACAGUUAAAACAUGCUCUAGAGCUAGAUCCAGAAAACCCAGUUCUCAUGGUACACCUGGGAAUAAAACUGCAGCUUUAUGAACAAAAUGAGGAAGCCCUGAAAUUAGUGAAUCAAGCUCUGAAGCUGUCACCACAAAGCCCCAGUGUUGCUGUACAUGCAGCACGGUUUUUCAGAAACCAUGGCUGUCCAGACAAAUCCUUGGAGGUAUUAAAAGAGGCGUUGCAAGCAGCACCAGAUUCACAUCCUCUGCACUAUCAAUUAGGACUUACCUACAGAUCCAAAAUUGGCAAAUUCCAGGGCCAGAGGAAUCAGGAUCCCACAGAGUUUGAGCAAUUUGUUAAAUUAAGUAUUGUACACUUAGAAAAGGCUGUUAGGAUGAAGCCAUCAAAAAUUCAACCUCAGUUAGAUCUGGCACAAAUGUAUGCAGAAUCUAACAACAUGCCACAAGCAGAAAAUAUAUAUCAGAGGUUAUUUGACACGCCAUUUACAUGGCUUGAUGAUAUACAGAGAUUACAUCUUUGUUUUGGGAACUUCCAGUAUUAUUACAAAAAAUCAGAGCCUGAUGCUAUUAAACAUUAUAAAAUUGGAUUACAAAUGCAAAAUACAUCUAUAGCAAGCAACAAGUGUUAUGCUCGGCUACAAAAAAUCGCCAGAAAACGUAUUGCAAUGAAUCAACAUGCAGAAGGUUUUGCCAUUUUGGCUUCAGCUCAUGAACUCAGAAACGAGCUACCACAAGCAAUCGACUACUAUGAGAAGGCAUUGAAGCAUGACCCAGACAAUGAAAGAUACAUGGGUGCUAUUUUUGACCUGUGUGACUCAUUGCAGUACAAAGGCACUGUAUAAUCUUUUCACAAGUGUGUCUGUAUAAUAUGCUCUACCUCAAGAAAUACUCGUACUAAAAUAAAUUAAAAUUCAAUGAUAGAGGUGGAAUAUUUAUUGCUACUCCUGUUUUGUUAUUUUCUGAUUGUGUCAUUAUUAUGACAUUAUGACAACAGAUUUAUCCAUUUUUAAAUAUUAAAGUGAUGUUACUAUUUGGAAAGACAACCGCAAAACGUAUCAUUGAUAAUCAUACUAUGUCCGAAUUACGUGAUGUGGCUUGACCCAAUGAAUUGAUUUUUGUCAUUGUUUACCAGCUUUGAAUCAUUAGAGAAAUAU